AUGAUCCAGAACUCGACCCCAACAGACCCCCCCCAGCCCCCCACGAGGGCCGUCGACCGCCCUGUCCCCCGUCAUGGCAAGCGUGAUGCUCCCAAGGAGCCCAUCGACCAGCCCCGUCUCUCGGAGUCCAACGCCCGCCGUGGUGGCCGCGUGACCGGCGGUAACGAGGCUGCUUUCCGUGACCGCAACGCUGGUCGCAUCAACAACCGCCAGAAGCCCACUGACGAGGCUGCUCCUCCCUCGCGACGUGGUGAGCGCAGCGGCCGUGGCCGUGGCGACCGCCAGUCUCGCACUGGUCAGACCGACACCCGCAAGCAAGUCCAGCAGGGCUGGGGUGCCGACAGCGGCGAGAAGACUUGGGAUGACGAGCGUCAGGCCGAGAACAUCGCCAAGGACGACGAGACCGCCCCCCAGACUCCGGCCGAUGAGGAGGCCAAGGAGCUGGUCGACAACUCCAAGUCUUACAGCGACUACCUUGCCGAGCAAGCCCAGAAGGAUACUCUGGCUGCCAAGCCCGUCCGUGCCGCCAACGAGGGCUCCAAGGCCGACAAGAAGUGGGCCGAGGCCAAGGAGCUGAAGCGUGGCGAGGGAGAGGACUCCUACAUCCAGGCCACCCAGGAGAAGACCAAGCGUGAGAAGCAGCGCAAGGAGAAGAACUUCCUGGACGUCGACCUGCGCUUCGUCGAGCAGCCCCGCAGCGGCCCCUCCAACGGACCCCGUGGUGGCCGUGGCGGCCGUGGCAGUGACCGCCCUCGUGGUGGUGACCGUGGCCGUGCUGGCCCCCGUGGUGGUGCUCCCCGCGGUGGUGGUGCUCCCCGCGAUGGUGGUGCUCCCCGUGGCGGCCGCGGCGGCCCCCGUGGCCCCGCCGGCCCGACCGUCGACGAGAAGAACUUCCCCAGCCUCGGCGGCAACUAA
This is a messenger RNA of Penicillium alfredii, 915 nucleotides long. RefSeq lists its product as uncharacterized. The record is from RefSeq and is a predicted model, not a curated record. Gene Ontology annotation, molecular function: RNA binding. Bases 1 to 915 code for a protein of 304 amino acids. The transcript has 3 exons. Lineage: Eukaryota; Fungi; Ascomycota; Eurotiomycetes; Eurotiales; Aspergillaceae. Gene Ontology annotation, cellular component: cytoplasm; nucleus.